Messenger RNA from Mytilus trossulus (common blue mussel), 2113 nucleotides. RefSeq lists its product as uncharacterized. The record is from RefSeq and is a predicted model, not a curated record. Gene Ontology annotation, molecular function: protein binding; zinc ion binding. NCBI's taxonomy places the organism in Eukaryota, Metazoa, Mollusca, Bivalvia, Mytilida, Mytilidae. The transcript is spliced from 2 exons. The coding region runs from base 118 to 1794 and encodes 558 amino acids.
CUUAUCAACAACACACCACUGUUACAACGUCACACGAUAGAACAAGAUUUAUUAUGUACAGUUACUACAUAAGUAAGCCGCCUACCAUACCAAUAACAACAAAACAAACCCGUUGAAAUGGAUAAAAACACAAUGGCUUUUAAUUCAGAUUGUGACCCUUGUUCUGGAGAAGGAACAUCUUCAGCGGCAAUUAGGUUUUGUUCAGAUUGCGAAGAGCAUCUUUGUAAAGAUUGUGUAGAAUACCAUAAGAAAUUUAAAGCCACAAAGUCGCAUCACUUGAUCGAUUUAACAUCAAUUUUGAAAUCGAAAAUACCGAUUGCCAAGAGUUGUUGCGAGGUUCAUCAACAUGUACCGCUAGAUUUUUACUGCACACAACACGAUAUAGUAUGUUGUAGAGUAUGUAUCCCAUCUGAUCAUCAAUCCUGCAAAGAGGUCAUACCGUUAGAGGUCGCUUCAAAACACAUUAAAAAGUCUGCAUUAUAUGAAGACACAUUAAAUGAGUGGCAAAACAUUGUUAAAUUUUUGGAUAAUUUAAAAAAGGAUCGUCAUAGUUAUGUAGAUGAAUUAGAAAGUGGAGAAACGACCAUCCUAGAAGAGAUCAGCAAAUUGAAAAUGAAUUUAAUUAAACAAAUUAACGCUUCAGAAGAAAAACUGAUAACAGAACUCUCAAAUGCCAAGAAGAACAUCAUAGACCUAUAUGGAAAAGAGAGUUCUGAAAUUAAAGAAUUGUAUAAUGUUGUGCAGGAGAAGAAGCAGGAAUUAGAAUUUCUGAAUAAACAUGGCUCAAAUAACCAGAUGUACCUUACUCUUCGAGAACAAGGAAAAGGAGUUCAGGAUGCUAUUAAAAGGGUACAGAAUAUGACACUAUCAUACAAACAGACAGCUUUAAAAUUAGAGAAAAAGAGCGAUAUUGACAUUAUAUGUAUUGGAUCGAUAGAAAAGGUUAGGACGGUAAGUUGUACUCAGUAUAGCCCUGUAAAACUUCAGCAAGCUCAGGUUAAGCCAGUAAAAGAUGAAUCCAAGCAUACCUUCAAAAAGGAAAUAACAGAGCAGUUAAAUGUCGGACGUUUCAUCUCAGAUGUAGCUGUUACUGCAGACGAUAAAUUAAUCCUUUGUGACUUUUCGAAAGGACGAGGUUACAUAUACGUCUUCAAAAUCAAUCAACAUAACCUAACAUACAAAAAAAUAUUUAGUGUCCCCAGUGAACCAUAUGGCAUUGCUGUAUUAAAUGGAACCAACAAAGCAAUUGUUACAAUGCCAUUAAAGUCGUAUGUACAAUUUAUUGAUACAAACACGUUGUCGCUUGAUAAAACAAUUGAAGUAGGUAAAAAAUGCUUUGGUAUUACGACCACUGGGGAAUACAUUGCAGUCGGUAAACAAAGAGAAAUCAAAAUAUUGAAAUCAAAAGGCGAAAUCGUCAGGAACAUUGUUUUACGCGAUUUAUUAGAUGAUUCUCAUUAUGUAAGCUCUCUGUAUUACAAUCCUACUGAUGGCAGCAUAAUUUAUAGAAAAAUGGAACUGAUUAAUCAUAUUCAGCUAGAUGGAACUAUUUUAUUCAGUUAUGUGGUGUCAGGAGAAUCAGGUUUAGCUGUUGACAAACAGGGAAAUAUAUAUAUGAGUGAAUUUAAUAGAAGUGAGAUUCAACGUUUUUCACCAGUUGGACGAAUCCGUGAUGUGGUGAUGAAUAAUGGAGACGGAAUAAACGCACCAUUCGCUAUAACGUUUAAUCAGGCAUUUAACAAAUUUGUUGUUACAAAUACCGCUGGCUUGGUGCAGAUAUACAGUUGCAAAUAACUUUCGUUACUAAAGUAUCUAUACUUUAUUCAAAGACCGUUUAUUAGUCAAAAUAUCAAAGAAGUUGACAUUCUUACAUUUACAUUUUCGGUUAGACCAACACUAAACCCAGAUAUGUUGAUUGCAUAAGCGUAAAUCAUUUUUUAUACACCGAAUGUAAAAUAAUUGAUGAAAAAAAGGGUUAAUCAUGUUAAUUGCAAUACUUUGUUCUUUUUUUAUGGAAGUUGCAGGUAAAAAAUUGCAAAGUGUUGAUCAUUGCAUUCACAUUUGCAUUGGUUGCGAAACAAAUUUAGUCACUUGAUGGUAGUGUAAAAGGAUA